Messenger RNA from Bombina bombina (fire-bellied toad), 759 nucleotides. It is a transcript of the gene IL6, whose product is annotated as interleukin 6. Gene Ontology annotation, molecular function: growth factor activity; cytokine activity; interleukin-6 receptor binding. The transcript is spliced from 5 exons. The coding region runs from base 1 to 759 and encodes 252 amino acids. The record is from RefSeq and is a predicted model, not a curated record. Gene Ontology annotation, cellular component: extracellular region. NCBI's taxonomy places the organism in Eukaryota, Metazoa, Chordata, Amphibia, Anura, Bombinatoridae. Gene Ontology annotation, biological process: T-helper 17 cell lineage commitment; immune response; positive regulation of cell population proliferation.
AUGGGCAAUAUACAUAAAGAACAAUCCACAGUUUUAGUAGAAUGGUUUAAAGAAUGUGGUUAUAGUGAGGAUUAUAUUGAACAGAUACUACCAGAAGUAGAAAAUUUGCUCAGCUCUUCGGCCAGUUUUCUCUGUUCUGCGAUACUUUUCCUUCUAUUCACUGGACCCAUCUGCUUUGUGACAACAGCACCAAUUGAAAUGUGUGACUCCUCAGGAUAUGACAAACAGAGCUCCAAACUGACCACACUGAUGUCAGAAGCGGAAAAGCUCACUAAAGGCAUCCGGGCAGAGGCCGUAAUACUAAAUAAUGAGAUUUGCAAGCAGAUCACGUGUAACCACAACAUGGAGAUUGUAGUGCAAAUGCCGACUCUUCCAAAAAUUACUGAACAAGAUGGGUGUUUUCCUUGUUCCACAAACACACCGUUCUGCAAGAACAAGUGCCUACACAAUAUCUUCAGCAGUCUUGUAGAGUUUCACUCCUACUUGGUCUAUGUGAAUAAAACAGACUCAGAGACACAGAAGACUGGCCCAGUGGAGUCCAUAAGACAGAAAGUCAGAAUUCUAGCAGACUAUUUGAGGACCAAACGACAUGUGAACGAGCACACUACACGUAGUCCCCUACCUGAGUUACCUUCUAAAGAUGGCUGGGAAAUUAAAACAACGAGUCACCGUAUCCUGAAAUCUCUUAUUGAAUUAUUGGAGACAACUUCAAGAGUUUUGCGAUUGAUAAAAAACAAUAAUCUAGUAUUAAAAUGUUGA